AUGCAAGUCGUCAUUGCGUUUGUCUUUGCCUUGUUAGGGCUCUUGCAGCUAGCAGCUUCUACAGAGACUUUGCAGAGACCGAGUGUACUGACAGGUGCACCAUCUGUACGACUUCGUGUCAUGAUGAAACGUGAAAAGAUGAGGUUGCACGGGACCUUGUCCUUUGACGUCUACGCGACUCCAGUCAUAUCUGCAAAUGGUGCGAGUGUCCUCUACGACGGAUAUGCCACGUUUCUUGACAACGGGUCGGAGAUUACGUACACUCUUGCAAAUGGCGCUGCUUACCUAACGACCAAAGACACUAGCGGUGUCGAGACGGUUGGAUGUCUCUCGCCUAAUGCACUACCGUUUGACAGGAUUUUGCCCGCGUUGAAUGACGUUUCGCGAAUUCCAAGUGCAUCCAUUGGCGAGGAAGCAGUCAAAUGUCCAGAAGGGAAUUUGUUCAAGACGUCGUUCGUUGGCGUGCACUACGCCAUCUGCGUGUCUGGCGAAGCCGGAUUCACGGCAUUCAGCAGUGACUUGGACAUUGCUGUCGAGUAUCUCGACCGACAGGAGCGUAUUCAAGAACCAAAGCUAUCCGAUGGAAGAAGCUCAUGCAAACCUGUCGCACCAGCCACACUGAUGACACCAACCGCUUUAUCUCUGAUGCGUGGGAGUAAUUUGAUGUCAAGUACGACAAGAGGUCUAAAGGCAGAGUCUCACAUGGCCAUGCAGGCGACCGAGUGUCAACAAACGUCAAAACGUCGCCCUUGCAUCAUAUUUCAUGGUCUCGGUAACCCGCACGAAAGAACCGAAUUGCAGAACACGCCGGACUUGGUCCGUGAUAGGAUAGGCAAUAUCAACGCCCCGUUUUGCUCUUCAGUCAAGUAUGCUGUAAUCAACACCGCCGACGUCGGAUGGAGGGACGACAUGUUGCAACAGAAAUACUGCAACUUCUCGCUCUCCCUGAGCGCUUCGAGUGACGUAGCUGCUGGGAUUAUUGACAACGCGAUCAUUGUGACCCAUUCGAUGGGCGGCCUCGUGAUGGCUAGUGCAUUGGCAAAUGGAAAGUGCUCAUUCUCACCGAACACGUCAUGUCUGCGGGGGAAAAAAGAUGCCAUCGCUGAAGGACUAUUUGGAUUGCUUGGCCAGUGUCCACUGAUGCCUUCCCGCGGGACGACAGUCUACCAAGGCGAGAAGUACAGCACUCCAGCCAUUAACGAAGCGUAUGCAGCGGCGCAAAAAGCUUAUCGUGACAAUGUGGCAGCUGCAAUAUGCAGCGACAGCUACUAUGGCGUCUUUUCGAAAUACCAAGCCCCCUCCGUUAUUGCAGCCAAGGUCGUCUCUCACAAAUCCAGCAAAAACGACGGCCUCGUAGAGUAUCGUAGCUGUUUGGGUGGUCUCGACGAUGCCAUCUUUGGGGACCAUUACCUGAAUCGAUUCUACCGAUCAAAGCUGAACCACGCGGACACGGCAUUCAUGACGGGUGACGGUAUCUUUAAGGACUCACAGAAACCCACGAAAUGGUUCCAGUGUCUAGCGCUUUAG
Peronospora matthiolae is the source of this 1527-nucleotide messenger RNA. The record is from the annotation of a GenBank genome assembly. NCBI's taxonomy places the organism in Eukaryota, Oomycota, Peronosporomycetes, Peronosporales, Peronosporaceae.